Phytophthora sojae is the source of this 543-nucleotide messenger RNA. RefSeq lists its product as hypothetical. NCBI's taxonomy places the organism in Eukaryota, Oomycota, Peronosporomycetes, Peronosporales, Peronosporaceae. The record is from RefSeq and is a predicted model, not a curated record. The transcript has a single exon. The coding region runs from base 1 to 543 and encodes 180 amino acids.
AUGAGCAAGUGUCUCGUCCUGCUCGUGGUCGCGCUCUCCCUUCUCGUGAGCGCUAACGCUAUCGCGGCCUCGCCCGAGAACAUGGCGUCCAAGUUGAGUGCCCUGGGCGUGAACGACAAGCGAUCGCUUCGCGGCAUGAAGUCGACUGAUGGCCCAGCUGAUGAACAAAGGGGCGAUUUGACCAAGAUCGCCCAAAAGUUCAAGGCGGCGUUGUCCAAGACCAGCAUUGGUCAAAAGAUUCAGGCGAUGCAACUAAAGAAAAUUGCUGCGAGAGAGGAGCAGGUGAAGAAGCUGCUCCAAGAGGACGCCCCCUUCGCGACAUUGCACGCCAACAAGGUGACGCCUGGAGAGUACUUGCAGGCGACGGGAAUCAAGUUGUCUGAGCUGCCAGGCGCGAACGCUGAGAUACUCGUCCCCGCGUACGGAAAGUUUAAACGCUACAAACAGUUUGUCCAGAGGCAAACGCCUCAAAAAGUUAUCCGUAUCUCCGACCGAGAAGGAAAGCGCUUUAGGGUGAGAGACAAUUUAAUUUGGUUCGCAUGA